AUGGACGCCAGAGACUAUUCAGGAUCUAUGUAUCCUCCACAAGAGCCUGGCCAAGACAUGGGCAACAUGGCUUACAUGGUACCACCGUCGCAGUUCGGCUUUGCCAACAUGUAUAUGGAUAUGAACGGCUACAGCGCACCUGCAGGACAUUAUCCACCCUAUCCUAUGGCUAUUUAUGCUCCUACUAUGGACGCCAUGGCACAUCAACAGCCUCAUCCUCCGCAGCCAAAGAAAAAGAUGACUUUCAACAAGAACGCAAACUUCAAACCUAAUGCAUUCAAUAACUACAUACCAAUGAAUGCAAAUGUUCCAAACAUCUCUCCAGGCUCUUCCAAAUCUUCGGAAAAGGGUUUGGAAUACAGAUUCGAGGUUGGCAAUGCGACUUAUUUCAAUAGCGAAGCUUUGAAAGAAAGCUACCCCAUCUACAUUAACACAAACUUCGCAGAGUUUUCAAGGGCGAAAUCAACAAUGGAAGAAUUAAGAAAGAGCUACUCCAACUUCAAAACAGCAACCGUUGCUAAUGAACCUAAUUCUGUGACUGAAGAGACUAGGGAGAGUGAACCUCAAAGAGAAGCAAAUGGAGAGCCUAUUCCGAAAACCGAAGUUAACUCUUCAAAAGAAGUAGAAUCUAUUUCUGCUUCAGAGGAAAAAGUCGAAGAAAAGGUUCUGAAGUCAACUGAAUAUCAGACAUCAUCGGAUCCGACGGCUCCUCCAAGAUCAAAUACAGCUUCGCCAACACCCACCAAAUCCUCAGUUUCACCAAAGCCCGCUCAGACGCUUCCCGUAAAAUCUUGGUCAAAACUUGCAGCCGGUAGUUUAGGUAAACCAAAACAACAGCUGGCGGUGACAAAUCUAGCCUCAAAGAAAGGAAAGAAAUAUGUUCCCCCCUCGGUGAAAAGUCCUGAGCCUUUAGGAUCUGUGGCCCUAAGAGUUUGUUUCGACAAGAAUUUUACUAAUCACACUCUUCAGAGUACCAAAGCGAAAAAGCUGAUCACUGAAUUAGUACCAAGAGGUAUCUACAAUAAAGGUAGUAUAUGCUUCAUUUCUUCAGUUUUACAACUGUUGAUUCAUUGUCGGAGUUUUGUAAACCUUUUAAAUGUGAUUCAUACCACCACCGUCAGUCGAACAAAUUCAGUUUCACCACUACUAAAUGCUUGUAUGGAUGUAUUCAAACGUUUUGAUAGAGAGACAAUCGUUAAUGAACUAAAUGAAACAAGGGAAAAUUCAAAGACAAAGUCGAAAUCUUCAAACUUGAAUGAAAACAUCAUUUCGAUAGACCCAGAACCUUUCUAUAAGUCAAUUUCAACCCUCCCAAAGUUUAAAGAUUUAACAUGGGGACGUCAAGAAGAUGCUGAAGAGUUCUUAACCCAUAUGUUGGACCAACUUCAUGAGGAGUUCAUCGGAAGUAUCAAUACUCUAAAUAGCAACGACAUCUUGAAUAUUUUCCAAAGUUUGCAGGAAGAUGACCAGAAGGUGUUCUUCUUAAAGUAUAUUUCAAAGUACAAAAGCGCUUCUUUCGCUGAGAAACCUGAACAAUCAUUGAAGGCACUAUUUGAGAAAUAUAAGCAAACUAAUGAUUUAAGUGAUGAAGAAGAUAAAGAGUGGAAGGAAGUAAGUAAGAAAGGAAAAAAAUCCAAGAAUGCAUCGAAGCGAAUCACCGAGGUGGAAUCAAGUCCGAUUUCAACAAUUUUCGGUGGACAAUUCCGCUCUGUACUCGAUACACCUCAAAACAAAGAGUCUCAAUCAAUUACUUAUGAUCCGUUUCAAACUAUCCAGCUAGAUAUUUCUAGCCCAGAUGUUAUUGACUUAGAAUCUGCUUUCAAGAAGUUUAGCGAACAAGAAUCAAUUGAAUUGAAGAGCUCAUCUGGCAAUGACGUAGAAGCUAAGAAACACACGUGUAUUGAUAAGCUCCCACAAGCUCUUUUAAUACAAUUCAAAAGAUUCUCAUUCGUUUCACAAUCAUCAAAAAAUGACUUGAGUAAUUACAACUCUUUCAAUGGGCGUAUCGAGAAGAUUAGAAAAAUGGUGAAAUAUAAUCAUGAAUUGACAAUUCCUAAGGAGUCAAUCUCUCCAAAUCUUGUUUCAACAAGCAAUUCCGAGGAAAGCUUCAAAUAUUACUUGAGUGGUGUGAUAUAUCACCAUGGUGUUUCUCCUAGUGGAGGUCAUUAUACUUGCGAUGUUUACGAUAAAGAUCUGGACAAAUGGUAUAGAAUUGACGAUGUCAAUGUUGAUGAGAUUAAAAACAAAGAGGACAUCCUAAGAAGUGGUGACAGUGCCUCUGAUUCAAGAACAGCGUAUAUCUUAUUGUACGAAAAGUCCAGUUAA
Molecule: messenger RNA, 2325 nt
Organism: Kluyveromyces lactis
Lineage: Eukaryota; Fungi; Ascomycota; Saccharomycetes; Saccharomycetales; Saccharomycetaceae
Gene: UBP3
Product: mRNA-binding ubiquitin-specific protease UBP3
Exons: 1
Coding region: 1-2325 (774 amino acids)
Biological process (GO): protein deubiquitination
Cellular component (GO): nucleus; cytosol
Molecular function (GO): cysteine-type endopeptidase activity; cysteine-type deubiquitinase activity
Source: RefSeq, a predicted model, not a curated record